UAAAAAUCCUAUCUGCCUGGCAGUGGGUGCUUGUCUCUCUCUCUCUCUCUCCCCCUGUACAGCCAAUAUCAUCAUCAUCAUUAUUAUCAUUUUUGGAUGGUAAAGGGGGUGGGGUGGGGAGAGCCAAGAGUGAAAGGAAAGGAGACUCUGCAUUACCUCCUGCAAACUUCAGCCCAGCCUGAGAAUGAAGUGUUAAAGCAUCAAAAGUCUUUCAGACGACUUCUUCUUCAUAGAACGCUCAGAAACCCAGAAUUCUAAGAAAGAAUCCAGACUUUUUUCCUCCCUCCCAUGCAGGAUUUGCUGCAAGAAACCAUGCCAUUGCCCUAGGGAAGGGCUGGACCUGUUCAUUAUUUUUAUUUAUUUUUUCCCAUUCAUUAUUUUUAAAAUUUUGGACAAUUUUUUUUUUUCAAAUUAAACAUCAGCCAAAGUGGCUCACCCAGACCCAGUGCCAGGUCAGAGCAGCCUGGUGCCCCCUCUGCCACCCCUGUGGAGGGCUGUGAGCAGCAGAAGGAUGGCCUCCGAGCUGGCCAUGAGCAGCUCCGACCUGCCCACCAGUCCCCUGGCCAUGGAAUAUGUUAAUGACUUCGAUCUGAUGAAGUUUGAGGUGAAGAAGGAGCCGGUGGAGACCGACCGCAUCAUCAGCCAGUGCGGCCGCCUGAUCGCCGGGGGGUCUCUCUCCUCCACCCCGAUGAGCACGCCCUGCAGCUCGGUUCCCCCGUCCCCCAGCUUCUCGGCUCCCAGCCCGGGCUCCGGCAGCGACCAGAAGAGCCACCUGGAAGACUACUACUGGAUGACCGCCUAUCCCCAGCAGAUCAACCCGGAGGCGCUGGGCUUCAGCCCGGAGGACGCGGUGGAGGCUCUGAUCAGCAGUAACCCCCAGCAGCAGCCGCCCCACCACCCGCACCAGCAGCCGCAGCAGCUCCAGGGCUAUGAGGGCUUCAGGGGCCAGCAGUACUCCUCGUCCGGGGGGGCCAUCCCUGGAGAAGACAUGGGGUCCCAGGCAGCCGCAGUGGUGUCUGCGGUGAUCGCAGCGGCGGCAGCCCAGAGCGGGGCGCCCCACCACCACCACCAUAACCACCACCACCCCGGGCACCCUGGAGGAGUGCAGUCCGCGGGAGGGGGUGGUGGAGGUGGUGGCAGCUCUCCGUCCUCCUCGGUGGUCGGGGGUCUCCAGCACCACCACCACCAUCACCACCACCACCUGCACUUUGAUGACCGGUUCUCGGACGAGCAGCUGGUGACCAUGUCGGUGAGGGAGCUGAACCGGCAGCUGCGGGGGGUCAGCAAGGAGGAGGUGAUCCGGCUCAAGCAGAAGAGGAGGACCCUGAAGAACCGGGGCUAUGCCCAGUCCUGCCGCUUCAAGAGGGUCCAGCAGAGGCACGUCCUGGAGUCCGAGAAGAACCAGCUGCUGCAGCAGGUGGAGCACCUCAAGCAGGAGAUAUCCAGGCUGCUCCGGGAGAGGGACGCCUACAAGGAGAAGUACGAGAAGCUGCUGGGAUCCGGCUUCCGAGAAAACGGCUCCUCCAACAGCGACAACCCCUCCUCCUCCCCGGAGUAUUUCAUGUCAUGAGUUUUUUGAGCUUGCUGUGUCAAAAAGAGCGAAAAAAAGAGAGAAUUUUUGCCAUCCCGAGUUCUUCAUAUGAGCUUGCAAUAAAAAAAAAAUGUGAAUUUUUAGACUAUCUCGCUGAAUUCAUCAUUUUUGAGAGUUGCUGUCCUAAAAUUGAGGAGACGUAGAGCAACCUGCCAAAGUAAAUCGAGCAUCAAACUUCAAAGUUUCAUGUGACGCUUUGGCCCAAAUGAAUGAGACUGGCCUGCCAUUAAAAUCCCAUCUUCAUCUCAUAUGCAUUAUGCUUGCUAUUUGUGUCUUGGCAACAACGAACUGUAUCUGUCAAAAGACUUUAUGGAAAAGAGACUAUAUUAUUAAGAUAGCCUGCAUGCUGGACAUGUAAGGUAUAAUUAUUAUUUUUUUUAUUUUAUUUUUUUCCUUUUUCAUGUUUUGCUUGGAAAUGGACUUCUGAAGAUUAAUGGCAUGAUAUUCAUAUAUAUUUUUUCUUUUAUGUUUUUUUUUUAUUAUUCUAUUUUAUUUUAUUUUCAAUGCCUCACCACUUUUUUGAGUUGAAAACAAAAAAGUGGAACCUUGAUCCUCCCCAAAAUGUAAAGAUUGCAUCUGCUAGAGGGAAAACAAAUACCCCAUACCCCUAAAAAAAAAAAAAAAAAAAACAACAACAGAUUUUUGAAAUAUGCAAAACUUCAGACUUCAGUAAACUAAAAAAUAUGAAAAAAUGCACUGAGGGUAUCUGCUCCAAAAGUUGGCAGAAAUUGACUUUUUUUGUUAUACAAUGUGGCAAACACAAACAAACAAACAAACAAACAAAAAAAGUACGUUGAAAUACGUCUCUUUUAAAUGUUUCUUGUAUUGGGACUAAAAUAUGCUGUGAGCUGUGAUGCAGUCUAUAAGAAAUUGUUUAUUUUUAAAACAAAUAUUCUCCCUUUUGCGUUUGGUCGCUGUCAAAUGUGGAAUGCUCUGGGUUUGUAGUUUAAUUUAAUUCAUGUCUCUUUUUUUAUUAUUAUAAAUCUGUUGGCCCAGUUAUAAAUGUAUGCUACAGAUAAAGGAAUGUUCUAGAUAAAUUGGAACAAGUUAGGUCUGUUUUAGAUGUAGAAUAUUUUAAUAACUGAUGCACUAAAUUGUUUACUGUUGUGAUGUUUGAAGGGGGUUGCAAAUUUCAAGGGGACUGGAUUUUUUUUUUUUUUUUUUUUUUUUUUUUAAAGGGUAGAUUGCAAAUAGAAGUUGGGUAUGUGUAAAAUCUUAUACUUCACCACUGACUGUAUUUGAAAAACCAAAGUAUUAACGGGGAAGUGGUGCCUCUAUAUCUAAGGGGUAUUUUACAUUCAAAAAUGUUUUGUUUUUUUUGUUGUUUUUUUGUUUUUUUCUUGAAAUUGAAGUAUUUGGGACUGAAUUGCACUAAGAUAUAACCUGCAAGCAUAUAACAGAAUGCAAAACUGUUUAGAACGCUAAUACAAAAUUUAUGCAGUUAUAAACAAACAAAAUUUUAAAAAAAAAUGUAUGGCAUUACUGGACAGUUUAAAAAAAAAUGCAGUUUUUUUUUUAUUUUAAUUUUUUUUAACAGAUUUAUUGUGGUUCAGAACUGGAUUUUCUGUAAUGUCACAAAUUCUACAAUCUUAAAGGCAAUAACCAGGAAAUAUAAACUUUUAUCAGGGACUGAUAUCAUGUCAUUUACAAAUGGAUCGUAAACUUACCGUAAUAAUUAUUUUAGAUUCAUGUCUGUUUUUUUUGUUUUUUUUCUUAAAAAAAUUGUUUCUCUCCAUAUUUUGCUGUGCAAAAUUGUUUUAUAUUUUGAGUUACUAACGAAAAGUGUGAUAGGUGUUUGUUU
This is a messenger RNA of Pelobates fuscus (common spadefoot toad), 3392 nucleotides long. RefSeq names its product MAF bZIP transcription factor (gene MAF). The record is from RefSeq and is a predicted model, not a curated record. Bases 512 to 1570 code for a protein of 352 amino acids. Gene Ontology annotation, cellular component: nucleus. Gene Ontology annotation, molecular function: DNA-binding transcription factor activity, RNA polymerase II-specific; RNA polymerase II cis-regulatory region sequence-specific DNA binding. The transcript has 2 exons. NCBI's taxonomy places the organism in Eukaryota, Metazoa, Chordata, Amphibia, Anura, Pelobatidae. Gene Ontology annotation, biological process: regulation of transcription by RNA polymerase II.